AUGUGCCGGAUCACACUUCACAUCUGUCCUUAUCCUGACCACGAUCCGGUCUCCUCCCUCAUAUUCAACCCGAAGAAUGGUCCUCUGUGGGAGAUCUGCAACAGACCACGGCCUUGGGGUCGCCUGUCCUGCGGCACGCUUGAGGUCGAACAUUCCAAACACCUGCCUCGGUCGGGAACGUCUCUUUCCUCCUACAACACCCCGAUCACCAACUCGUCCAAGGCCGAGAAGCGUGAGGCUCACAACCAAGAUCUCAUGCUAGGCGAUCCAAACACACCCAAGACUACUAGCGGAGCACAGCUUCCAGGAAACCCCUGUAAAUGGUGCACUGCGGUUCUCAGACUGACAGCAACAAAGUCGAAGGAAAUGCAGAAGUUGGCGCAGAAGGACAUUGCAGAUGUGGAGCGCAAGAUGGGUGACAACGCCGAGUUGAGGAAGAUGCACGAAGACAUUGCGACCAAGGAACAAGAAUUGAAUGGGUUGAAACAUGAUGCCUGGACGAAGGCCACGUUGUUGAUGAGUGAUUCGAUAGACAGGGCUGAAGGGGGCGAGACGCAAGGCUGA
Molecule: messenger RNA, 564 nt
Organism: Fonsecaea nubica
Lineage: Eukaryota; Fungi; Ascomycota; Eurotiomycetes; Chaetothyriales; Herpotrichiellaceae
Exons: 1
Coding region: 1-564 (187 amino acids)
Source: RefSeq, a predicted model, not a curated record